AUGCGGAAUUCUAAUGUUGCUUUUCUUAUUUAUCUGUUUAUUUCUGUGAUUAUUGAUGUAGAUAUUGGCAUUGUCUUGUUUUUGGACAGAACAAAAUCUUCAAUCUGUGUUGUCGCUCUUUAUGAAAGAGCUGCAGUAAGCAAAGGGUUUUUGCUUCGUAUCUUCUCUGUUUUGUCAAACUUUGCUAUGAUUCUGACUGAGCGAAAACUCACAGGCAUAGGGAUAAGCUGCAUUUGCUUCAUUGAGGCAUUAAUGUCUACUUCUCAGGUUGAAGUGAAUAUGAGAUCAUGCAGGUAUGUGCUGCAAAUUGGAGGCAUGAGUGAUGUUGGUAAGAGCAACUGGAGAUACCAGUUACAGGAUUCUCGUUGUCGCUACUGGUGCUUGGGUAUUGAAGCUGAUUCUUCUUGGUUUAAUGCAUUGCAUAUUUGUAUGUUGAAGCUUGAAGAUUACAUUAUAUGCUUAAUUGAGUUUCUUAAGCAACUUUUAGGUGGAAAUACUGUUAUUAUUGGCGGUGGCUGGUAUAAGAAUGAAAUGUGCUGCAUUUUGGUCAUAGUCAUGCUUAUCCAUGUCUGCAAAUACGUCAUUGGGAGUUGCAUAUCUGAAAAAAUACUGGCUAUCUGUGCUACGCUUGUUCCAAAGCUAAGAUUGCAGAUCAUGAGGACUGUAGAGACUAUUACAAGGGUUGUACCUGCUGAUCUGGUUGUCGUGGGAAUUGAAAUCCACUGGAAUACAAUUUUGUUUGAAAGCCAACUCUCUAUAGAGAAAGAUGGGAUCAGGGUGAAUGAAAAGAUGCAAACUAGCAACAGCCCAAUUUUAGCAGUCGGAGAAGUGGCAGCAUUCACAGUCAAUUGUUUGGUGAAAUUCAUUGCUUGA
Molecule: messenger RNA, 873 nt
Organism: Chenopodium quinoa (quinoa)
Lineage: Eukaryota; Viridiplantae; Streptophyta; Magnoliopsida; Caryophyllales; Amaranthaceae
Product: monodehydroascorbate reductase 4, peroxisomal-like
Exons: 10
Coding region: 1-873 (290 amino acids)
Cellular component (GO): cytoplasm
Molecular function (GO): oxidoreductase activity, acting on NAD(P)H
Source: RefSeq, a predicted model, not a curated record